UUCUUUUUUAUAUAAUUUUUAUUAUUAUUAUCUGCGUGCGGUAACCUUCUAAAUCUUAUCGCUUUAUAUUCUGGCCCGCCCUGGUGGUGCUUUCACGUCUGCCCUGGCGGCUUUUACUACCCUUUCAUCUAAGUUCCGGUUGCGAUAAUCUUUACAUUUACUAAUACUGGCUCGAUAAUCAUGUCUGAACGAUCCUGCCCGGUGUCCGGCUCCGUGGGCGGGAGAUGCCCCGUUGGCCACGCAGGCUCGACAAGGAGCAGGAGUAAUAGUCGGAUGGGCCCGCGAGGUUGUGCGUUUUCGGGGUAUGGCCAACCAGGUGAUAUUCAUGCUGCAUUCGACAUCCCGCGUGGCGUUGAUGCUGAGGAAUGGCUUCGGAUGAGGGAGCGCAAGUCAAUAAACCAGUUGCUAUAUACAAAUAUCCCAUCUGUGAAGGAGAUCGACCAAGCUAAAACUCAGGCCGAGAUCGAUGCAUUUAAUGUUCACGAGCAGGACCUGCUAGCUGUCGCCUUGGGGGCGCCAGCCAGACAGGUCAUGUUGAGAGCAGAAGAAAUAGGUCCCAAAACUGGUUGGAUCGAUGGGUAUCUUAGCGCAGAUCACGGAUUCUGCCCCGUGGACUACGAGGAGGCUAUCGGUGCUCUGUCGAGAACCCAAGGGCGGAUAUGGGCAGAUCUCUGCGAGCGCAUGCCCGGGUGCGUGGCCAGAGGGCGUGUCCAGGAGUCCGUCGCCGCGUUGCCGCUCGUAGAGGGCACCAAGGAGAUAAUCCCAGAUCAGGCCCUAUGGGCUGCGGUCGUGGCCUUAGGGAUGCUGUGCUCGAUCUAUCGGUUCGAAGCCAAAAAUGACGGCAGCGACGGUAUCACUUCUGCCCAGACCAAGAAGAAGCAUCCCAAUGUCCCGAUGGGAGAUGAUCUAGGAGAAGAGCUAGUUGGCAUUCCUCUCUCCAUAGCGUUGCCAUACUAUCAGAUAUCACGUCGCAUGGGUCGAACACUUCCACAUCUCUCAUUCCCCGAUCAGUCAUCCUACAACAUCAAAAUCAGGGACCCUACUUCUACUUACCCUUAUCUCGCUCGCUUCGAAAACAUAGACCUUCGAUGGCCCGUGUUCGGAGAGAAAGCCGAAAUAGCUUUCCUUAAGGGCUGUGCUGACACCUCAGCAUCCUUCCAGCAUGGACCUGAUGCAAUUGCGGCGUGCCAAGAGCAUGUCAUGAACAAGAACGUGGAAGGGCUGCUACGCGAGAUGGUCCGCCUGAAGGAAAUCCUAGAACGCAUGCCCAAUGCCUUCCACUCCAUCAACGUAAACCCCAAUUCGGGCGAGAACUAUGUCCCGGUUCACCAGUGGAUUCGCUGGGGCAAAUUCUCAACACCCUUAUCUAAGAGGUGCCCAGCCUCUUCGGGUUUGCAAUUCCCGCCAUUUCUCGUCAUGGAUGCGUUUCUGGGCCGGAAGAAGUAUUCGUCAUUCCUCGGCGUGGAAGGCGUACACUUGAGAGCAUGGCUACCAUCUAACCUUCGGGCCUUCAUUGCCGCGAUCGAAUACCAUUAUCGUAUUCCCGAAUUCGUCCAACAGUCUGGGGAUCCACGGUUGAUGGGAGUGCUCGAUGGCAUCAUCGAAGCUUACACGGGAGAACGGGGCUUCAUGGGCACUCACCGAUACAAAGUCUUCGGAAUUCUGGAAAUUUCCGCCAAGAUAGGACGGACAGAAACGAACGGUCUGUCUGGCGCCGCAGACGCCUCGCGUCCGUGGGAAGAAACCCACAAGCAGUUUUCAGAUGCCAUGAAGGAACGUCUAGAGCCUUACCGGGGUAGCUUGUCGGUGGAGCCACAUCAGAUGCGAGGUACAUUUGAGGAGUGCCGCUACGUUACGAGGGUCCUUAACCGAUCCCAUGUUGACACCGAUCCCUCGCGGUCAAUUGCUCUCGUUACCUUGGACAUUCAGGAUACAGGUAUCACCUUCAUGCCUGGCGAUCGUCUCGCCAUCAUGCCGCUCAACAGCUGGGAAGAAUGCGCGAAGGUUGCCGCGGCAUUGGGCCUAGAGGCCCAUAUCGACGACCCCGUCAACGUAACCGGCACUUGGUCGCGUUUUGAGCAGCACCUAGCGUCGGUGAGGAGGUCGACGGUAAGAAAACUGACGGUAGCAGACAUACUUCGCCGAGGUCACUUAGCUCCUAUCACCAAGGAACUCGCUCUCAAAAUCCACGGCAUGCUCGCGGCCUCCUCCAAUACUGUCCUUCAAGUUUUAGCUACGGACGAAUGGCCUGUACGAGGCACCCUGGGCGAUUUGCUUCAGGAUGCGCUUAUGGACACUCCGUCUCACAUAUGGGACAAGGCCUUCAGCCUAGAAAACCUCUCGUGGCUCGCUGACCUUAUCCCGGUUGAGGUGCCUCGCACCUAUUCUAUAGCUAGCUAUACCGACGAACUUCUCCCCAGCACUGUGGACUUGGCCGUCUCUCGCGCCGAGUACAAGCUGUGCUCGACAUUUGCGAAGCAGGAUGAAAUACGUCGUGCUGGCGUUUCCAGUGGCUUCUUGAACCCAUCCACACUCUCCGACGAUGUGCUGUCUGACGAGGAAAUCCUUGUCGGCGUGUCACGGCCCCUAGCCUUUCACCUCCCAUUAGAUAACAUGGCGCCUUGCGCGUUCUUCGCUGGCGGUAGCGGCAUCGCCCCAUUCCGGAGCUUCUGGCAAUAUCGCUUGAACGAGAGCGAAUUAUCCGGAGGCAAGAACUACUUAUAUCUAGGCGUCCAGUCACGUGAGAAGUUUUGCUUCGAGGAUGAAUUGCGAGAAUAUGUCAACGCAGACUUCAUGGAGGUUCAUGUGGCUUUCUCUCGAGACUCCCGCGGGCUGACCUACGAUCCUCAUUCACGAGACCUUGUCGAAAGACACACCCCUCCCCGGUAUAUCGACACCCUAAUCAUCGAGCAAGGUGCCACCAUCUCCGACCUCGUCAUGUCUAAAAAACAGGGUGGUCGGGGAGGCUACCUCUACGUAUGCGGUUCGGUGGCCGUAUUCGACUCGGUGAUGAAUGGAAUCCGCAAAGCAAUCUAUACCCACUGCACGGCAACCAUGGAAAAUGUCGACCUCAUUGUCAAUAAGGCGUUCGCGGAACGUCGGUUCAUGCUCGACGUCUUCAUGACCCCUAAGCCGCUACCGUGCAACCUGCCAACGAUUCCUCUGUCGCAGCUCGCCGAACACACAGGUCACAGGCCGGGAUCGCGGAUGUGGAUCGGUGUCCACGGGAGUGUUUACGACGUGACGGACUUCUGCCCCAUGCACCCCGGAGGCACGCAAAUCAUCAAGUCGAACGCCGGUGUGGACUGUUCCAAGUCGUUCGAUAACUUGGCGCACACGAACAACCCCGAGGUGGCCAGUCUGCUAACAAAGUAUUUCGUCGGACAUCUCACUCCUAAACCCGACUAUCAGGCUGGGGAAGAGCAACUAUCCUCUCUCUAUGAUCUCUGGGCUGCCUACCUACGCACCACUGUCGAGACCUUGGUAGCGCACCAAAUCGAAAUGCACGAGCUUCAGGGAGCAUCGCUAGCGACGUCGAAUUCGUAUGACCCCGUCGGAAUCACCAACAUCUGGCUGCGCGAGGACCUACCAAACACCAUCGCUAUCCGCACCUUUUACAGCUACCAGAGCAGAUUGCUCCAAGGAGGGUUCACUGCUCUGUUUGGGGGAAAGCUUCAGGAACUUGUGCUUAAACUAUCCUUCUGCGUCGCCAGCACAAGCGGCCCAGGAUCGAGUAUUCAGUUGCCAGACGUGUUAGGAGCAGUCGCCCGUGCAAACACAAGCUCUGAUGCCGUUACUUGCAUGAACGAGGUAGCCCUCAUCGGCCAGUUCGUCUGUGGUUCCGAGAGCGCACUCCGCUUCCAGGAGCGGGGUGUUUUCUCCUACGCAGCUAAGAGCGUAGAGCUGGAUAUCGAAUUGCUCGAAGAUCUACGCCAAGAAAUUGGAAGCGGUAUGGACGCAUUCGAUAGCAUCGCCAGUUCGUAUUCUUCGGCCGACAGGCUGCAAGAUCCCGAUCUAGACAGCAGCCGUCUCACAGCUCUCUCGACCUUCCUCCUCCAGAUUCUCGAACGCAUCGCUCGCCGCCUGGGCGUCUUCUACGCUCAGCUAGCUCGGUGCUCGGUGUAUCGACCUGAGCUCGAGCGCAACCCAGCGAGGACCCGAUGGGCCCUGGUGCGAAAGUGUAUACGAGAUGGAAGCCUCUUCGUGCUGACCCACAAGGCAGAAACCGAUGUCCUCACAUCUGGUCAGCAAUCGACUUACUACAUGUCACGCGCCAAUCCUAACCGAAAUGUUGACUUCGAUAACGUCAUGUCAAAGGUGCGGGCUACUCUGGGCUCAACACAAGUCCAGACGCAGCACACGGUGCCGCAUCAGCAAAUCACUCUAAACGCGGUACACCAAGCCCGAGGCAGGAGCUCGGGGGAUGCCAGCGCGGUCGCGGUUCGAGAGAACGCCGGGGCGGUCAAAGCUAUGAACAAUUUCAUGGAGAAGAAUAGCAAGGCGCUCAGGAGGCUGAGCAAGAUGCCUCCUAUGCCGAUGAAUUUCGAAGACCUGCAGAGAUCAGCUGCCAGAAUGCCGCAGAACGGCCUACCGACACCUCCAGGAGAUACGAGCGACAUGGCGGGCGUGGGACUCGGAAUCAAGGGUCACGACUUCGGCGGGCAUCACGCCAGACUUCCGAGCCCGCCGUCCAGUCGUGAGUCUAGUCGGUCUCCGUCGAGGUUGCGCCAAUCGUCGAGUGGCAUGUCCCUCUCGGCCGAGAUGCUCCUGAACAAGCUGAACCAGUCACGCGCUCACGGGAAUGCCCUGCACAGCCGCCAGACAAGCGUGGCCGGGCCUCAUAGCCCCCAGGAUUCGCACGGCCACGCGUCGAUGCCCCCGCACGUCAGCGGCGCGGCGUACUAUCCAGUGAUCGGUGGCUCCGCGACACCGCCUGUGGGCGGCGGCAGCAACCCCGGCCACCCGCGGAACAGUAUGCAGGCGGCGCUGGCGACGAUGGGGCGGGUUAACGUGCGGCCGGGGCGCGCCGAGACGCUGACGGCGCCGGCAAGCGGCCCGUCGAGUCACCACGGGCUCGUACGCAAGCCGUCGCUGUCGAGGUCGACGACGGGCAGCAUCGUAGGCGGACACACCUCGAGGCAGUCGACCAACUCGCUCCGCUCGUUCAAGCUCAGGGGUCUCUUGGAGGCGGAGAGAUUCCCCGCAUCAAGUUGAGCGGAGAGAAACGAGCAAGAGGGAGGAGGAAAACGAUAGAAACGGGUAGUGCGGUUCGCGAUAUGAGAUAUCCAGGUUUCCGAGAUGCGGGCGAGGGGGUGUUGGUGUUGAGUGUUGGGAUCUGGAUCGGGACGACGGCAAGCGGGGGUGACAGCUAGGUAUAUUAUUUUCCAUCUGAAAGCAGAUAGCUGGGGGAGGGGGGAAGUUGACUCGUCUUGGAUAC
This is a messenger RNA of Durotheca rogersii, 5437 nucleotides long. RefSeq lists its product as uncharacterized. The transcript is spliced from 7 exons. The coding region runs from base 181 to 5214 and encodes 1677 amino acids. Gene Ontology annotation, molecular function: FMN binding; metal ion binding; flavin adenine dinucleotide binding. The record is from RefSeq and is a predicted model, not a curated record. Gene Ontology annotation, cellular component: cytosol. Lineage: Eukaryota; Fungi; Ascomycota; Sordariomycetes; Xylariales; Xylariaceae.